Molecule: messenger RNA, 1656 nt
Organism: Sitodiplosis mosellana (orange wheat blossom midge)
Lineage: Eukaryota; Metazoa; Arthropoda; Insecta; Diptera; Cecidomyiidae
Gene: Rad60
Exons: 6
Coding region: 236-1318 (360 amino acids)
Biological process (GO): cytokine production; positive regulation of transcription by RNA polymerase II
Source: RefSeq, a predicted model, not a curated record
CAUUCGUAUAAACCGAUUCGCUCUUGUCAAAUAUCUGCAGCAUUGUUUUCGGAUUUCUUGUCGCGUUCAGAGAAUUAUUUUUGGUUGAAUCUUUUGUGUGCUCAUUCAACUCCGAAAAAAUACGCCUUUUCUUUGUAAAAAUUGUAGUUAUUUUCAAGUGAAAAUCAAAAUUUGGUCGAUUCCACUCUGGAUCGGUUCACAUAGAAUGUGAUUUUGGUUGUAUUGCAAUAAAAACAUGUUUUCGAAUCUCGACAAUUUUCUCAACGGCAUAGACAACAUCUGUAAACAGCAGCUCAAUGAUUUGCCGGACACAUUGCAAACGAAUGAAAAUGACAGUUUUGAUCUCGACUUGUCAACAUCAUCUGUGACCAAACCCAAAUCGAAGACCAACGAUGAUGAUGGAACGGGCCAAGGUGCUUCAUUUGUGCCGUCCAAAGGACAGAAAACAGCGGCCAAACGGUUAAAAAAGAUUGGUGACACACUGCAAAACAAUCUGGUUGAAGCAAAGCGACUGCAAGGCCAAAUGGAACGGAACAUUGCCAAAGCGUCCAAACGAAAGUCACCAAAAAAACCGACUGGUGCACGCCCAAGAGGACGUCGGGGACGCGCUGUCAACUUGAAUCCAUCGGAUAUGUCAUCAUCAGACUCUGAUGCACCACUAUGUUCAUCGAAUCGAGCCGUGCAAGGCCGAUCGCAACCAGCCUACGAUCCAAAUACAAUAGUUUUAGACUGUGAUGAUGAAUUUAUUGGUGGGCCAGCGGUAACUUUCACUCGCAAUGUGGCAGCGGCAUCUGCAGUUUCGGUCGAAGAAAGCAAGGAUUUGAAGGUUACAGUUCGCAUUAAUGGCAAAAUUGAACAUUAUUACAUGAACGUAUUCCAAAAGUUGUCUGUGUUGACUGCACAACUGAGCGAAAAGCAUACUGUGCCUUCGGAUCACAUUGCUCUGAUGUUCAAAGAUAAAACCGUGUCGGAACAAGAAACACCAAACUCGAUUGGCUACAUUCAAGGUUUAGUUCUACGGGCACACGUUUCUGAUAUGGUUAAUAAAAACAAAAACAUGGCGAGCUCAAUGGCAAAUACAAAUGCAAAUAAAUUGGAAAUUAAAAUUCAGGCUGAAGGUCGCAAGCGACCAUUCAUUACUUACAUUGGUGCAAAGGACCAGCUGAUUACGCUUGCUUUUGCAUGUGCUGAAGAAUUCAAAUGCGACGUGGACAAAGUUGCCCUAGAAUUCGAUGGUGAUUUCAUUAAUUUUAAAGAAACUGCCGAGGAUUUGGCACUGGAUGGUGGUGAAAUGAUGGAUUUCUUUAUGAAAAAAUGAACCAAUUAAUCUUUGAAAAACAAAUCGAACAAGCAAACAACACAAAAUAAAUACAAAUGAAAAAAUGAGAGCAAAAGCCUAAUUUAUAUAAAUAAUGAGAUAAAAACAAGUAUGUUUAUAAGUUUCAGAUUGUUAAGGCAUUGAAUUUAGAAGAAUUUUUUUUACAAAUAUUACCCAAAUCAGCAGUUCAUGUAAUUGUUAAACAAAAAUGUGGUUAAACAAUCAAGUGAACAUUCAAAUGUAAUAGCAAUAAGAAAGUAAAAUCCAAAAGCAAAAACAAUUGGAUCGAAGAAAUUGUUUCAAACCAAAUAAACAGGCAAAUCAAGCAAAUGGCAAUA